AAGCAGAAUACUGACAUUGAGAGUUUAUAGUUUGACAAAACAGCCCUGCGCAAGUUAGUUACAGAGGUUCUUUAAACACGUACACUGUGAAACUGGUUGGGCCGACCUGCUCCACUGAUCUACAGCGGUACUCGUGCGUGAUCGACCAUUGCUGGUUUAACAGGCAGACGGACAUGAUGUAUCACCCAUCUCUCGCGCACAAUGAUAUCAAGGAAAAAGAUGACGAUGUUGAGAUGACUGUGGCGGAAGGACUACUAGAUGUGGAGAAGGACGAGGUACACCGGGACACAUGGUCGAACAAAUCAGACUUUAUUCUCUCUUGUGUAGGAUGCGCAGUAGGACUUGGAAAUAUAUGGCGAUUUCCCUACCUCUGCUACAAAAACGGGGGAGGUGCCUUCCUCAUACCGUAUAUGACGUUCUUGGUGCUGGGAGGUGUGCCCCUGUUCAUGCUGGAGAUAGGGCUGGGCCAGUAUAUGAGUCAAUCCGGUGUGAAAGCAUGGAAUAUUUGUCCGCUAUUCCAAGGUAAUAUUAAAACAACUGCUGCCACGGGAAGGUAAUGCAAUACGCCAUGUCUUAAAUAUUAUGAAAAUAAACACGGACAAUAGACUGUGUAUGUGUAACGUGACGUAGAGAUAAUAAGUGUCGUAUAGGUAAAGAUGUAACGUGUCGUAGAGAUAAUAAGUGUCGUAUAGGUAAAGACGUAACGUGUCGUAGAAAUACUUUGUGUCGUAUAGGUAAAGAUGUAACGUGUCGUAGAUAUACUAUGUGUCAUAUAGGUAAAGAUGUAACGUGUCGUGGAGAUAAUAUGUGU
This is a messenger RNA of Mizuhopecten yessoensis (Yesso scallop), 811 nucleotides long. Its product is annotated as creatine transporter-like. Gene Ontology annotation, cellular component: membrane. Lineage: Eukaryota; Metazoa; Mollusca; Bivalvia; Pectinida; Pectinidae. Gene Ontology annotation, biological process: sodium ion transmembrane transport. Bases 174 to 557 code for a protein of 127 amino acids. The record is from RefSeq and is a predicted model, not a curated record. The transcript has 3 exons.